AUGGCAGCUGCCUCAUCGCCAGGGCUGCUCUCUGCCCCUACGGCAAUACGCUCCCUCUUCAAGUCCUUCCCCCUCGCCGUGCACCCCGCCGAAGCGCUUCCCGCGCGCGUCGCCGACACCGACAGUACACUUCCGCGGCUCUACGUCUUUACGCACGAGCGCGAUGCGGUACUCGGUCUGCCGAGCUACAAUCCGUCGUGCUUAAAGUGGCAGACUAUCCUGAAAAUCGCAAACAUCGACUUCCAACUCGUGCCCUCCUCCAAUCACGCCUCGCCAUCGGGCGCCCUCCCGUUCUUGAUUCUCCCAUCCAGCACACCUACCGCGGUACCUCUGACGGGUGAGAAGAUUGCGCGCUUUGCUAAAGAGCAUGCCCCGAGCGUCAACCUUGACGAUCCAUCACCACGGAUUGACGCGUACCAGGCGCUGAUCGCCCAUAGCGUCCGUCCCGCAUGGCUUCACGCAUUAUACGUGAACUCUGCCAACGAUAGUCUUCUAACCGCCCUCUACCUCCCUUCGUCAGCUCUACUCCGGCCGGCGCAGCGCCACAAUUUAAGGACAGCCGCUGCGACGGAAAUUUUAAAGACAACACGGCGCACAACAGGCGGCAUGAAUGUAGAGAAAAUCUAUCACGAGGCAGAAGAGGCGUUCGCGGCGCUAGCGGCCCUGCUCGGCGAGGCAGAGUGGUUCUUAGACGGAGAGACACCGGGCGUGCUGGACGCGGAAUUGUUUGCAUACACGCAACUGCUUGCGGAUGGUUGA
Akanthomyces muscarius is the source of this 759-nucleotide messenger RNA. RefSeq lists its product as uncharacterized. The transcript has 4 exons. Gene Ontology annotation, biological process: mitochondrion organization. NCBI's taxonomy places the organism in Eukaryota, Fungi, Ascomycota, Sordariomycetes, Hypocreales, Cordycipitaceae. The record is from RefSeq and is a predicted model, not a curated record. Bases 1 to 759 code for a protein of 252 amino acids. Gene Ontology annotation, cellular component: SAM complex.